Molecule: messenger RNA, 966 nt
Organism: Panthera uncia (snow leopard)
Lineage: Eukaryota; Metazoa; Chordata; Mammalia; Carnivora; Felidae
Gene: NENF
Product: neudesin neurotrophic factor
Exons: 6
Coding region: 1-573 (190 amino acids)
Cellular component (GO): endomembrane system; membrane
Source: RefSeq, a predicted model, not a curated record
AUGGCACUGACCCGAGCUAAGCCACACCUGGCACCGCCACAGCGCGGGAGAAGCCGCGAGGCGAGCACCGCGUCCAGGGCGCCUGAAGCAGCCGGCUCUGCCAGGCGAAACCGGUUCGGAGCUGCAGAUCUGCAACCGCCUGCACGCAGGCCACUCAAUGCCUCUUCCCUCUUCAGUGUCAACCACAGUAGCACCAACCACAUCAAACUGGCCCGCUACGGCGGGGAGGAGGAAGAUCAGCCCAUCUACAUGGCAGUGAAAGGAGUGGUGUUUGAUGUCACUUCUGGAAAGGAGUUUUAUGGACGAGGAGCCCCCUACAAUGCCUUGACCGGGAAGGACUCCACCAGAGGGGUGGCCAAGAUGUCCCUCGAUCCUGCAGACCUCACCCAUGACACUACCGGCCUCACUGCCGAGGAGCUGCAGUCCCUGGACGACGUCUUCACCACAGUGUACAAAGCCAAAUACCCCAUCGUCGGCUACACGGCCCGGAGGAUACUCAACGAGGACGGCAGCCCCAACCUGGACUUCAAGCCCGAAGACCAGCCCCAUUUUGACAUAAAAGACGAGUUUUGAUGCUCCAUCUGCGGGAGCGCGUUCUUGAUGGGGCGGGGUGGGGGCGGGGCACGGAGAGCCCUUCAGGUGCCAAAUCUCCUGCAAAAUAGGCUGCCUGAGCCUCUGGUCCCCGGACCUGAAUAAAGCCGACGUUGAACCCGGAACGCCGGAUGCUUGUUAUUGUUCCCGGCCAAGUGUUCUGUCCACGUGCCAUCCUGCCCGCACACCAGCCAGGGUGGGAAGAACGGCCGAAGGGGGCGCCCUCUCGGCGUCCGUGUUGGCUGUCCGGGCAGUGGAAUCACGGGUGACUUAUUUCUUCUCUAUCUGUAUAUUUUCCUGUGCUUGCCACGUUUCCUAGCAUGACCACGUUUGCUUUAGAAUAAGCACAAAAAUAAACUUCGUGUUUUCACAAGA